GGACAGCCGACGACAACAUGAGCGACGAAGCCGAGUACUCAGUGGACACCCCGAGCGAAGAACUAUGGAACGCCAUCGACGAGCUGCGUCAGAAGCGCGAUAAGCUGAUGACGAUCAGUCGAGCGGAAGAAAUGGGCUUCAACCAACGCCAAGACAUGUACAAACGUCAAGUGACAAACCCUGCCAUGAAAGCAAACGCUGAAACCCAGUUGCGCAUGAUGCAACAACAACGUACCUUCGCCGAGCAGAACCUGCGACGCAACACGCAGAAGAUUGACGUCCAAAUCGACACGAUCAAUCGGCUGCUCGAAGAAAAGAAAGUCCGAGAUCAACGCGAACUGGAAGUGGGCUUGACCGAAGUCAAGAGCGAUGUCACAAAUCUCAAGGUCGUGACAAGUGCGCUGACCGGUCAAAUCAACGCGCUCAAGGCAGAGGCUCAAGAGCGCAAGAAAGAGUUUGAUGCGAGCAUUGCAGACGUCCGGAAGCAGGCCGCGUCGUCGGCAGAGUGGACCGAAGACGUGUACGCCAAGAUCUACACGCUUCAAGCGCAAUCCCAGGUGCUCAUGGCCGAGUACGACGCCAAGCAAAAGGCACUGCGGGAGAAGCAGUACAUUGACGAGAACCCGUCGUACUCGCUCGUGUACUCGACUGUGUUUUCCAAGAUGAACGAGAUCUUCAUUGCGUCCAAGGCUAUCGCAAGCGGCAUGGUGACACGGGAAGCGUACUCGGACGGCGAAAAGAUGGCGAGCUAUAUGACGCUGAUCGGCGAACAAAUUCCGUUUCCACCGGCGCAGAUGGUCAUGCAGUGCCUGACCAACAAGGUGGAAGGCAUCGCCGCCAAGCGCGAAGAGGACCGCGUCAAUAACAUCUCGUCGAAUGCAAACAGCUUUUCUGAAAUGGACGAGAUCUGCGACUGGAUUGCACGUGGGUUGGUGUUUGCCUUUGAAGAACAAAUUCAGGCCAUGACGGCCAAGGGGGUCGCCGCGUUCAGCGAAUGCUUGGUGCGCGGCGUGAUGGAGUUCCUGAGCACGCCCGCCGCCGAGCGUGACAUCGGGUUGCCGCAUCCUUCGUCCGCCGACAGUCCCCUCGACCCAGGCGCGCUGCUCGUCUCCCAAGUGCUCGUAUUUCUCUGUCGCAGCGACUACCACAAGAUCGAAAACGCAGUUGAAAGAGUGUCGUCGGGGUGCUUUUCCUUUUUCGAAUUCAGCUUCCUUGCGGCGUUCAGCCAGCGAAGCGGCACGGCCACGACCCUGGAGCGCUCCAAGACCCCCGUGACCAUCGACACCCGCCUCCCGGGCGUCGAGUGGACGGACGUUGGCAUCUUCCACCUGUCCGGCCUUCGCACAGCCACGGGGAUGACGUGGUACGGCGACGAUGCGCGGCCAGACCUGUACGGGUACCGCCUCGGGGGACUGCGCGAUGCCGCCCAACUGCAGUACGUCGAGUACCCGACGCGCGCUCCUAGCAAAGUGCUGCCGCUGACUGACGACCAGUUGGACCGUAACCCCGAAGCGCAUCGAAAGUUCUGGGAAGGCCGUUAAGCUUAUGCGAAAAGUGGUGUAAAGUGUGAUGACGUUAUAUAAACAAUCCCGUGCUGGAUGCUUAUGCUAUGCUUGAUGAAAUGGACAAGCGCGUAAUUUCGUGGCAUGAUUAGUGGAUAUGGAGUAGGCUGGCUCUGUAUUGUGACGAG
This is a messenger RNA of Aphanomyces astaci, 1690 nucleotides long. RefSeq lists its product as hypothetical. The transcript has 4 exons. The record is from RefSeq and is a predicted model, not a curated record. Bases 18 to 1541 code for a protein of 507 amino acids. NCBI's taxonomy places the organism in Eukaryota, Oomycota, Saprolegniomycetes, Saprolegniales, Verrucalvaceae.